Messenger RNA from Caenorhabditis sp. 36 PRJEB53466, 4119 nucleotides. The record is from the annotation of a GenBank genome assembly. Lineage: Eukaryota; Metazoa; Nematoda; Chromadorea; Rhabditida; Rhabditidae.
AUGUUGCCAUUUCUUCUCAUUCUGUCCGUCUUCGUUGACCAACGCGCCGGCUACAAAGUGCUCGUUUUCAACCCGGCGUUCGGAGCAAGCCAUUCCAACUUUUUCGGCAAACUCUCUGAUAUUCUGAUUGACGCCGGACACGACGUGACGAUGCUGAUUCCAGUCCACGUGGACUGGAAGAAGCACUUGAUUGGAUCGAAAAAGGUGAAGAAGGUGAUCAGAAUACCGCAAGACCCGCGUGUUUAUCAAAUGCAUGUGGAGAACUCGAUCGAGCAAAUUAUGAAGAGGAAGAUUUGGAAGAUGGAUUCAAAUAUCAUCUCAAUGUUGUCUGUGAGUACUUUUUCGAAAUUUAGCUUAACUGUGCUUAAACGUUUCAGUACGUCGAGAACGUCACCAAAACUGUAGGAUAUCAGACGGAGUGUAGGAAAAAUGCAAUACUUAAACUGUUUCAGAAAUGUUCGGUUUGGUUUCAGACUUAUUUCAACACACGGAAAUCAUAGAAAAGUUGAGACAAGAAAAGUUUGACCUCGGAAUAGCUGAAUCGCUUUUCAUAAGUGCAUUUGGUAAGUCACGCACAUCUCCGAGAACACAUAAUAAUCUGCAGCACUGUUCGAUGAAAUCGCAAUCCGGACAGUCAUAAAUGCCGAGUCGUGUCUGUACCAACACGCGGUGAAGGAGGCCCUGGGCGAGCCGGCGGCUCUCUCCCACUAUCCCGGUCAUUUUUCGCCGGUUGACGACAAGAUGAACUUUGUGGGAAAGCUGAAGAACUUGAUGGGAUUCGUGAUCGGAAACUGGUUCAGUUGUGUCAAAUACAAAAGCGAAGUGGCUGCCUUGCCGGCGAGCUAUCAGGGAUCCAGGGAUUGGAAGCAGCAUCUCUCGAGGGUGGCCUUCAAUUUUGUCAACUCGAAUCAGUUCAUCGACUACGCAAGUCCAUCGCUUCCGAAAACAGUGUUCGUCGGAGGAAUGCAAGUGAAUACGAGCAAGGACGGAAAAGCAGAGUUGUCCGGAGAAUGGGACGAACUGCUCAGUCGACGGAGAACCAACAUAUUGGUGUCUUUCGGAACAAUGGCGUUCUCGUCGGAUAUGCCGGAUGAGUUCAAGUCAGUUUAUUGGCUGUUUCAUUAGAACUAUGUAUAACCUUUUCCAGAAAUUCCUGGCUGGAAGUGUUUGCAUCUAUGCCCAAUGCGACUUUCAUUUGGAAGUACGAACAAGAGAACUCGACAAUAGCUGAUCACCUUCCGAAUGUUAAACUCACUUCUUGGAUGCCUCAGAAUGAACUUUUAGGUAUGAACUUUCUUGUAAUAUUGUAAGCCUCUUCUUUUCAGCCGACGAACGUCUCUCCUUGUUCAUAACGCAUGGAGGACUGGGAAGUACCAUUGAACUGGCGUAUCAUGGGAAACCGGCGAUUAUGGUUUGAUUGACCCGAUUCGAUCCACUGAUCGCACACGAUUUCUUAUCACAGAUUCCGCUGAUGGCUGAUCAACCGAGAAACACGCACAUGCUCGCCAGACACGGAGGAGCCUUCCAACUGGCAAAGACCAACUUGAACAGACCGAAUGAGAUUCUAAAAGCCAUUGAAAUAGUUCUGGGCGACGAGAGUUACCAGAAAAACGCGCAAAAGUUGGCGAGUAUACUCGACGAACAGCCGUUCAAACCCAAAGAUGUCGUCCUCAGACACUGCGACUUUGCAGUCAAAUUUGGCGCUUUGGAGAGUUUGAAUUCGGAAGGACGCCAGUUGAACACGCUCGUCUUCUAUUCUCUUGACAUUCUUUUUGUUGCACUGGCCCUAUCCAUCACUUGUAUGGUUUUAUUGUAUCUUUUGCAAAGACACGCUCUGCGGUUCAUCAGAAACUGUAAUACCAUCAACGUGAACAAAAAGAUAGAUUAAGAAGGUGUGUUUUGGAUGAAUAUCACGCACGGGUUAUAAUUUAUUUAUCUGAAUAAAGCUGUCUUGCCAAGAGAAUAAUAUUGUGACAAAAGUCCAACUUGAGAAUAUAGGAAUGAAGUCGUUUUCUCACUCAUUUCUUUAUAAUCAGCCGCCUCUUUCUUCGUGUCCUCCACCCCCUUCUUUUAUGUUUUGUGCACGUGGUUUGUGUUCUGCCACCUAUUGAUCUAUGUCGUUUGAAGAGACGAAAAAGACAAAAAGUGUGCCGAUUAGGUGGUCAAUGAGGACAGUCGGUAACAAAUGAACACUCUAUUUUCACUUGUAUUUAAGACCACUAGCAUUUUCAGCAACUUCUAACACUGCAGCAUGAUUCUCCUGGUUCUGUUAUCGAUUCUCUCGAUAUAUUUGUUUCACCAACUGUACUGGAGACGAAGGAACUUGCCGCCUGGUCCGAUUCCUCUGCCGUUCAUUGGAAACUUGUACCUGAUGAAUUCAGAGGUGAAACCCGGCUACAAACUAUUUGAAGCACUCAAGUAAGUUGUCUAGCUAAAGCUCACGCACAUAGUGUAAUAUUUCAGGAAGAAGUACGGACCAGUGCACACAUUCUGGAUGGCAAAACUGCCAGUUGUCCACGUGUCCGACUGGAAUCUGAUCAAACAACACUUUAUAAAAGACGGUGCGAGCUACACAGGAAGGCCAGUGUUCCCGUUGUCUGUGGAGAUCAGAAGUGAGAGACGCAACUGUGAGCCGUGCUUUUUGUGAGUCUAUAAUAUUUGCAGAAGGAUCUUACGGGGUGAUAGAGUCGUUUGGACCGAGAUGGCAGCAACAGCGACGGUUUGCGUUGCACGUCCUCCGAGAUUUCGGAUUGGGCAAAAACUUGAUGGAGGAGAAGGUGAGAAGAGAAGAAAGACACAAAAGAACUGAUGCUUCAGAUACUGGGAGAAGUAUCCACGAUGUUUGAGAGAAUAGAAUCGCAUCCUGAUCAAGUGGACAUGCAGAACAUUUUCGAUGCGUGCGUUGGCUCCAUCAUCAACACUUUCCUCUUCGGCUAUAGAUAUGAUGAGGUUGAUACUUUUGAGAGUCAAGCGAAAGCAUCCAAAUUUUAAGAGCAAUAUGAAUGAGUUUCUGGAACUGAAAGAGCGCCUGAGCAAACACUUCAAACUGGGCGCCGAGCCAGUCGGAUUCCUAUUGGGAAUCUACCCGUGGAUUGGAAAUUUUCCAGUCUUCAGCAAAUUCAAACACAGUUAGUUUCGACGGUUCGAUAUUGUUUCCAACGUUUCCGCUACUCACCAACGUUUAGUUGUGAUCGACAACUGGCAAAGUUUGAUGAGCAUGUUUGCGAGGCAAGUCAAGCAAAAGUUGGCGACGAUCGACUACGAUUCGGAUGAGUAUUCCGAUUAUGUGGAAGCGUUUCUGAAGGAACGCAAGAAACAUGAAAACGAGCCGAACUACGGCGGUUAUGAGUGAGUUCACUGUCGAGUGCCUAUGACUACUGUGCAAUUUCAGAAUGGAGCAACUGGACAGCGCGUGUUUUGACAUGUGGGUGGCGGGAAUGGAGACCACCUCGAAUACUCUCUACUGGUCACUUCUUUAUGUGCUUCUGAACCCAGAAGUUCGUGGAAGAGUCUAUGAGGAACUGGAUAGAGUGAUCGGAAGUCAUCGAAUUAUCACAACGUCCGAUCGAAAUCAGUUGAACUAUAUCAAUGCUACUAUCAACGUGAGUGUAUCGGAGAUUUGGAAAAUAUAUCCAUAGACUAGAUUCUCAUUGCUACUUUCAGGAAACUCAACGACUCGCCAAUCUAUUGCCGCUGAACGUGAUGAGAGCAACUUCGGCGGACGUGGAAAUUGCUGGACACCGUAUUCUCCGCAAUACGAUCAUUGUGCCACAGAUCAGUACAGUCAUGUAUGAUCCAGAGGUUUCAAUAGAAACCCUAUUGCCUAGACAUGAGCUAUAUUUUCAGAUUUUCCCAGACCCACACACAUUCAAACCGGAGAGGUUCUUGGAGAAAAACGGAAGUUUGAAGAAAGUGGAAGAAUUUGUUCCGUUCUCGAUCGGAAAACGUCAAUGUCUCGGCGAAGGGCUCGCCCGGAUGGAGCUUUUCCUGUUCUUCGCCAACCUUUUCAACAAGUUCGACAUCUCAUUGCACCCGUCCAAUCCAUCGCCAAGCACGGAAAAAGAUUACGGCGUUACGAUGAGAGCCAAGAACUAUAGAGUUGUCAUGAAGAAAAGAUAA